Cottoperca gobio is the source of this 5891-nucleotide messenger RNA. RefSeq names its product transforming growth factor, beta receptor associated protein 1 (gene tgfbrap1). Gene Ontology annotation, cellular component: membrane; cytoplasm. The coding region runs from base 393 to 3020 and encodes 875 amino acids. The transcript has 14 exons. Gene Ontology annotation, biological process: endosomal vesicle fusion; vesicle-mediated transport; intracellular protein transport. NCBI's taxonomy places the organism in Eukaryota, Metazoa, Chordata, Actinopteri, Perciformes, Bovichtidae. The record is from RefSeq and is a predicted model, not a curated record.
CUGGGUGAAAAGCGGCCGAGUUGCGUUCAGAGACAGUUUGACCUUUCAUUGUUAGUUACAGUUAUUUAGUUUUAGGUUUGUUUUGGAGUUCUCAAAACAUUAAAUACAAUUACAACAUUAAUUUAUACUGCGCAGUUAGUGGACAAGAACAUCUUGCAGCCAGCAGGAGUUUCAGUGCAAAUGGGCGGCGUUUUAUACUGGACAAGGAAUACCUAAACGCUCCCGAUUCAAGCUGUAAUUUCCACCUGUCGGCGCGGUGCCGACCCAACCACCAUGGCUAUAUUGUUCAACUUUCCAUAUAUGUCGUGGCGGCUCUUUUUGGAGUAGUUCGCCUGUUUGUGGUGAUCCGGCCUGCCGUCCUGAACGCUGUCUGAAGCGAUGCCUUGACUGAGAUGAGUGUGAAGGCUUUUGAGCUAGUCCCCGCUGUGGAGCGAGAUCUCCUCAUGGGCGACAAGGCUCGCAUCAACAUCGAGUGCAUUGAAUGCUGUGGAAAGCACUUGUACAUGGGCACCAAUGACUGCUUCAUUCACCACUUCCUGCUGGACGAGGUCACUUCCUCCAAAGGGAAACUGAGCUACUCUGCUCAGAAGCUGCUGCACAAAUAUCUUGGCCUCAAGAAACCAGUUGCUGAGUUGCGUGCUGCCUCCGCUUUGGAGCGUCUAAUUGUGCUUUGCGAUGGAAUAGUGUUCCUGGUCGACAUGGUGACACUGGAGACCGUGCCGUCGGCAGCAGGAGGUGGAGCCAAGAUCAGAGGUGUGGCAGCGUUCUGCGUUAAUGAGAACCCGGUUAACGGUGAUCCGUUCUGUGUGGAAAUGGGUGUCCUCUCCUCCAAGCGGCGGACGGUGCAGAUUUACAUGGUGUAUGAGGACAGAGUGCAGCUGGUCAAAGAGGUGACCACUCCCGAACAACCCUGUGCCAUCAGUGUUGACGGUUACUUCUUGUGCCUGGCCCUCGCUACACAGUACAUGAUUCUGAACUACAACACAGGAGCCUCCCAAGACCUCUUCCCUUACAACAGUGAAGAGAGGAGACCCAUUGUGAAGAGGAUCGGCAGGGAGGAGUUCCUCUUAGCAGCACCAGGUGGUCUGGGAAUGUUUGCCAAUGCAGAAGGAGUAUCUCAGCGAGCUCCGGUCAACUGGUCAGAGAGCGUGAUUGGUGCUGCUGUGUCUUUUCCGUACGUGGUGGCUUUGGAUGAAAGCUUUAUCACCGUCCACAGCAUGUUAGACCAACAGCUAAAACAAACCCUUUCAUUCAGGGAUGGACACAUUCUGCAAGACUUUGAAGGAAAGGUCAUUCUGGCUUCCACUAAGGCGGUGUAUGUCCUGGUACCCCUGCCCCUCGAGAGACAGAUCCAAGACUUACUGGCCGGUCACAGAGUGGAGGAGGCGCUCAUCCUCACAGAGGGAGCGCAGCAAAAUAUUCCAAAAGACAAGUUCCAGAUUUUGCACAAAAGAAUCCUCCAGCAGGCGGGUUUCAUACAGUUUGGCCAACUUCAGUUUUUGGAAGCAAAAGAACACUUCAGGAAGGGUCAGCUGGAUGUGCGGGAGCUGAUAUCCCUCUACCCACUGUUGCUGCCCGCGUCCUCUUCGUUCACACGCUGCCACCCUCCUCUCCAUGAGUUUGCAGAUCUCAACCACUUGGCACAGGGCGACCAGGAAAAAGUGCUGCGAUGCAAGAAAUUCCUUAUCAGUUAUUUGGGCGAGGUACGGAGCACAGAGGUGGCCAAUGGCUGUAGAGAGGACGUGGACACUGCGCUGUUAAAGCUGUAUGCUGAACAGGAUCAUGACAGCCUUCUAGACCUGCUAGCUUCAGACAACGCCUGCCUACUAGCAGACAGCAUCCCAUGGCUGGAGAAAUAUCACAAAUAUUUUGCACUUGGGCUGCUCUAUCAUUAUAAUGGUCAGGAUUCGGCAGCACUUCAGUUGUGGAUUCGCGUGGUAGAUGGGGAUUUGCAGGACUCCACAAGAUCUGGCCUUUAUGAGUACAUUGUGGACUUUCUCUGCUCCUGCUCCAACCUGGACCUUGUAUGGAAGUAUGCAGACUGGGCCUUGCAGAAGGAUCCCACCAUAGGUGUCCACAUCUUUACUAAGAGGCCUGCCAGUAAAGAUCUACCAGACCUGAACCCUGAUGAUGCCAUCACUUACCUGGGGAAGCACAGCCAGCCGCUGCUUCUCUACCUGGAACACCUGGUGCUGGAGAGAAGGAUGAAGAAAGAGAAGUUCCACACGCACCUGGCCGUGUUGUACCUGGAGAGGGUCUUGUCACUGCUGUCGAAGUCGCCAACGGAUGAAGAGCGGCUCACCAGAGCUAGAGAAAGGCUCCAAGCUCUGCUCAGGGAGUCCAACCUUUACCGUGCACAGUUUCUUUUAGGUAAGAUGGAGAACUGUGAACAACUGCUGCUAGAGCGUGCAACACUACAUGGAAAAUUGGAGGAGCAUGAUAAAGCUCUGCACAUAUUGGUACACAAGCUGAGAGACUACCAGUCUGCUGAGGCCUUCUGUAUAUGGGCCUCUUCUUGUCGGGAUUCUUCUUACCGACAGCAUCUAUUUCACCUCCUCUUGGGGGUGUAUCUAGACCGAAGCCUUCCUGAAAAAUCCCAGGAAGCAGCAGGGGGUGGAGACCUGGAGAUGGCGGCAGUGGAUCUCCUAAAUCGGCAUGGCGAGGUGUUCGAUGCAGUCCGUGUCCUGCGCAUGCUUCCUGAGGGCUGGUCACUGCAACUGCUCCGGCCCUUUCUGGGUCGAGCCAUCAGGGCCAAUAUGCAUGCCUGCCGCACCUCCCAGAUCGCUGUUGGGCUAGCCCACUCUGAAAACCUUCAACUGCUGCAUGACAGGUUGAAAGACCGGAAGAAACCAAUCGUUGUGUCUGAAAAAAAAGGGUGCCACCUGUGCCACAACACCUUCAGUGAGCCGGACGUGGUGUGUCUGCCAGGUGGAGUGCCUGUCCACACUCACUGUGUCGCCCAGAGAGUGAGAGACUCUCCCACAAAGAGACGGUUAACUAAUAGCAGUAACCAUACGUGAUACUUGACCCUGUAAACUACCCUGUGAGCUGUGAGGCACCAAACUAAAGGACCGUGGGGAUAACAAAGAGCACAGAACACCCAUUGCCAUAGUAAAGUCUGCUGUGGAGUUAAUGAGAAAUGCAAAGAAAGCUGUGUGUAUGUGAGUAUGUGUAUGUGAGAGUGCAAGGGAGAAACGGAGGAUUUCUUCUAUUUAUUCCUGUGCCGCAAUUAUACCACACUGUCAGACUGCAAGUUUUUAAUAGAAGUAAGAAACAACAGCAAAGUCAGCCGGCCCAUUUAUCCACUUAAACAGAUAAUGAAUUAAAGAAAGGCCCCUGUGCUUAUCUGUGUGGUUCAGGACUGUACAGGUCAUCGAAUUUGAGAAACUGCUUGAACUACAGAAAACAAAAUAUUUAAAAUCUGUUGCAAAUAUUUCUGAAGCAUGCGUAGUAUUACCACUCUUACAAUUCUGGUCUAAUCCCCUCAUAUAGGUAUUGUAUUAAUAUUGUCCUGACUUGCACAUUGCCGUGUUAGCUUUUUUUUUUUUUAAUGUCAAAUACUACAUGGAAUCAUCAGUACGGAUGGAAAUGGAGUCUUUUAUGUCAGUCUUUUACUCUGAGAUCUGAUCUCGCUGCUGCUAAGGAUCCAGACUUAUUAGUGAACAGAGUUAGGAAACAGUGUGUCUGUGGCGCAACAACAGUGUAAAACACUACAUGAAAUUAUGACUCAAACUACUUCAAGGACCCUCAGACUGACCCUCUAAACACAAAUCAAAUAAUCUUUACUGAUAAUAUGUCAGCAGAUGUGGAGACUAUCAUCAAACCAUGUGAAAUCAAGCUCCAUACAUUUUGGCUGGUUUUGAGUAACACAUUAAAUCCAUCGAGAGGGAUCUUCAACGCUCGCCUGCUCUCAUAGAUCCAUUUUGCUUGUUGGACUAGAGAACGUAGUGGUAAAGUUAUAGUUAAUUUUAAAUUCUAUCGACGCAAAACAAAUGUCAAUCAGUGGAAAACCUAAAUAAUAUUUAGAAUUUAAGUUUGCCAAUUUGAAUGAUGUGUGAUAAUUGUAAGUAAUCUUGGUCAUUACUACUUAUGGGUUAUUCAGGUAUUUUUUCACAGUUUAUAUAUUGUGAUGUAAUAGAUUUCCAUUUUUAUAUAAGCUGUAAAAAUGUAUUUGACCACAAGAGGGCAGUAGAGUGUAAUUUAUUUGAAACAAAUCAAAUGUACUUUAAUGGAAAUUAUUUCAUGGUAAUCUUUAUCAUUAUUCUAAUAAAUGCCUUGGAUUUCUUUCAUGGUUAAAAAGAACGACAGCAAAUAUAUUGUUUGGAACGAAUACUCCAAACCUGUCACAUCUUUUUCUUUCAGAUUUUUAAACACAUACUCUGGUUUUGUUUAAAGGACAUGCUUUGAAAGUCAACUGUGCUAUUAUGAAAGAUGAAAAGUGUACAGAAUUGGCAUGGCACAGAUUGAGCAGGCAAUGAGGAUGAAUUUCUACCCCAUUCCUUACCAAAGUAACCAAUGACUCGAAAAAUGUCUGUCUCAUAAUGCAUGAUAUUGCACUGCACAUAACUCCUCAGCUUUUAUUAAUUUAUGGGAAUUAAGAGAAAAAAACAUUUACAGCUCUGAUGGUCUAAGAACAACAUGUGGCUUGAUGCAUAUCUCUUAUAACUGCUUUAAUCUUUUCACCAUGACACACCUCCCAAAAACAGAAAGAAGUGGAAGUAUUAUAUCGUAGGAAGUCCUAAAAUUGUUAACAGGUUUGUCAUCACAGGAGACCACAUUGUCCUUCGGUGUUUUAACAAUAGAGCACAGCUUGGACCUCAUAAGUGUUUCUCCCAGACAGACUUAAUUUAUGGCAGAUGCAUAAUCUGUGUUGCUAAAUUGUGUGAACAGUCAGAAAUCAGGGACGUAUUCUUAAAUUUCUGCUGGAGGUGAAGCUUUGCUAAAAAGAUGUUUAUGUCAAACUAUCUCGCUUUGAAAAAGUGUGUUAGACGAGCUGGCAGAGGACGCAUGAAUUUCAUUAAAGAGCAUUUAGAGAAAAGCCAGACAAAAACUAAACAUGUUAUGUAAAGCUGCUGUACACAGAAUACACUCAUUAUAAAGUUAAAUCAUUGUGUACCUCCAUGUUUUCUUUUUCAUAAUUAACACUUGUCUCUUGUCCUAGAUAUGUGUCUCGCACUGAAGAUGCCCACCCAGAUUUACAGUUAUAAAUAAAAAGCAAUAUUGAUGAUGGUAACUUCUCUAAGAUUAGAAGACGUGACGAUGAAUCUUUACCCCUUACACACUACAAACUGUGUACAAGAUAUUCAUUAAAAUUUUGUCUGAAAAAGAAAAUUGGUCAGUAUUCCCAAAAACAAGCCUCCAUCCACUAUAAUUUUCUUUUAAAAACAAGCAAAAAGAACAUAAGUGUGUCUCCUCAGUUUAUUUUGAACUUUACAAUUGUCCAACGUUCCUAAACACAUCACUGUUGUGGGGUUUGCUUGUUUUUCUGGUGCCUGUGCUGUUGUUGCUAGCCUUCUGUAAUUGCAUUACAUUUCUGUGAGGGAACUUUGUGCAAACAUGGGACUAUUUUUCGAACAUGGAGAUCUGAAUAGUGUUGAUUCUGUUGGCUUGAGUCACUUUCUAUGACAGAAAUUCACAGCUUAUGCACAGCAUCUUUCUAUCUGAACAGUUUAAGUGUAUCUUGCUUAAAGGCCUCUUAACCAUGACAUCAAAUAAUUAAAAAAUACAGUACAGUUGUGUGAAAAGAAAGUACAACUAUUGUAUUUUAUAAAUAUAUGUAUACUGGUAUGUAUAUACUGCAUUUGUACUUGUUUGUUGCUUUCUAAAUCAAUGUGGAUGGAGUGUACAAACAGUAAAUCCGUCCCAUUUUAAUAAACAUAAAACUAUAUCAA